GGCGGGGCUUGCGAGUGACACCAGCGGCAGCCAAUGGGAGGAGCCUCGUGGACAGCGCCUCAGGUCCCGGUUUCUGUUUCCGGUGGCAAGAGGCGGGCGUUCGGCCUGUCUGCGCGAGGGGGGUGGCUGCGCAACCACUGCCUGAUGCCGCUACACAAGUACCCUCCGCGGAUCUGGGAAGCUCUGAAACUGAAGCAGGGCAUCUAUGCCCGUCUGCCUGCUCAUUAUCUCAAAUCACUACAGGAUAAUACACAGCCCACCCCAGUUCACUGGAAACCCCUUGGGGUGAAAUAUAAAUUAAAUCCCAAAACAGGCCAACGAGAGCGAGUGCAGGAUGUUCCUAUCCCAGUCUACUACCCCCCAGAGUCUCAGCAAGGGCUCUGGGGAGGAGAAGGCUGGAUUUCUGGCUUUCGGUAUGCUGGCAAUGACAAACUCUCAAACAGACUGAAGAAGACUUGGAAGCCACAGCUUUUUGAGCGGGAGUUAUAUAGUGAGAUCCUUGACAAGAAAUUGGCCAUUACAGUCACCAUGAGAACCCUGGACCUGAUCGACGCAGCCUAUGGAUUGGAUUUCUACAUCCUCAAGACUCCAAAGGUUGAUCUGUGUUCCAAGCUAGGGAUGGAUUUGAAACGAACAAUGCUGCUACGGCUCGCUCGGAGGGACCCUAGCCUGCAUCCAAAUGAUCCAGCAAAGAGAGAGGCUAUCUAUAACAAGUAUCAGGAAUUUGUGAUCCCAGAAGAGGAGGCUGAGUGGGUUGGGCUGAGUUUGGAAGAAGCUGUAGAAAAGCAGCGGCUUCUAGAGAAGAAGGACCCUACUCCUCUUUUUAAAGUGUACGUGGAAGAGCUGGUGCAGCAGCUCACAGAGCAGUCGCUCUCUGAAGCAGCAGAAGUGAAGAAAACCUAGCUAGGAACAGCUUCCUGUCACAGCCUGGAGUGUGCGGCCUUCCAGGACUAUUGAUUUCAGCAGGCCUCCCUCUGCCUCCUGAGUCACUCGUGCGGCAGAGAAAGUUGGGCUGUUGAAGAGUUGGAUCCAGAGUGAUCAUGGCUGCUACUGCACUCUAGCAAUAAUAUAGUGGCACAAAGUGAAGUCUAAAUUCAGAAAGAAAAUGGCCCCUUUUGGUCAGGGGAAGGACUUACCCCCAUUGCUUCCCAUCAUGCGCCUGUUAUACUGACCAGAGUGACCGCCAUCUGCCUCUGCAAAUAAUUCCCUUUGGGUCUUGAACUGGGAGCUGAUUCAGAUGCUUUGAACUGGAUUCCUGAUGUACAAUGAAAUGUGCUUAUUCAGAGCAUCAAUAAAUAUCUUUGCAUCUGAUAACCCUAA
This is a messenger RNA of Mauremys mutica (yellowpond turtle), 1320 nucleotides long. It is a transcript of the gene MRPL28, whose product is annotated as mitochondrial ribosomal protein L28. Gene Ontology annotation, molecular function: structural constituent of ribosome. The coding region runs from base 34 to 903 and encodes 289 amino acids. The record is from RefSeq and is a predicted model, not a curated record. Gene Ontology annotation, cellular component: mitochondrial large ribosomal subunit. The transcript has 6 exons. Lineage: Eukaryota; Metazoa; Chordata; Testudines; Geoemydidae.